GGAGCCAAUCAGCUGUCGGGGCGCCGUGAUAAAUCGCAAUGCAUUAUUGAUAAUAAUAAUUACGUCGACAUGCGCGUUUCCACUCGAGGGGGGACAGAUUUUUUUCUCCUUCUCCCCCCACAAAGCGCAAGAAUUUCGCCGGCGACGGACACGGGAGGCAUUUAUUUGGUUUUGUGACUCUUUCGGCCCCCGAUGGUCGCAACCAUGUCGCGGCGCAAGCAAGCCAAACCGCAGCACAUCCACUCCGACGAGCCCGGCUCGCUGGAGACCGGGAUUCCUUGCGACGAUCAAGCAGAGGAGACUGGAAAGGAAGUGAAGCGGUUCAGACUGGACGAGACCAGGGUCUGCAACAAGUGUUGCGCUGAAUUCUUCGAUGAAGCAGAAUUUCUUGAGCAUGAGAAAAAUUGCACUAAACGUCAACAGGUGGUCAUCAUGAAAGAUGGCACUGGGGAAUAUUCACACGGUUCUCCUCAAGGCCUCACCAGUGACCACGAUGAUAGCCAGUCCAGUAGUCACUCCCUAUCAAAUGUUAAUGCAGACCACCUGGAAAGAACCGAGGAGGAGAGCAGCAUGAAUGCAGAUGACUCAGGACAACAUGAUCAUGCAGGGAUGUCCGCUAGCCCUGAGAUGACUUUCCACCCCUCACCCAAAAUGCAAGAUUCAAAUGUCACUCUUGAAACCAUGGCAGACACUAAAGUUGCUGUCUCCCAACAUUCUUCGAGUAAUGAAUCUCUGACCUCAUCACAGGAGGCCAUACAGACCAUUCCAAUGAUCCUGGAACAGUUGGUAUGCCUCCAGCAACAGCAGCUACAGCAAAUCCAGCUCACGGAACAGAUUCGAAUCCAAGUGGCUAUGAUGACUCCACAGGGUCUGCAGUCAUCAGUCGGGGCAGCAAUGGACCCUCUGAAAGCCCUUGGUGCCCAUCUCUCCCAACAGCUGUCUGCUGCAGCAGCUCUGAUAGGAAAAAGGACCGGCAGCCAGAGCCUCUCUAUGGAGACGAUGAAGCAAGGUAAACUACCUCUACCAACUGUCAUCCCUACCUCUCUACCUGGAGGACUGGGUUCAGCGACUUCUAAAACAGACAUUUUGAAGGGCAUUCCAGAUCUGGCCAGCCGUUUACCAGCGCUGCUGCCCCCCCAGUCGCAGAGUGUCAUGGGUUUCCCUAGCACCUUAAACGGUAUCCAACCAGGGAUCGAGUCCUCCAAAAAAGUGAAGUCAAAGAUGCAGAGCCUCCCACCAGAAUCAAAGAAUGGUGACUCGUUAUAUAAGCACAAGUGCAAGUACUGCGGAAAGACCUUCGGCAAUGACAGUGCUCUCCAGAUCCACUUGCGUUCACACACCGGCGAGAGGCCCUUCAAGUGCAACAUCUGUGGAAACCGCUUCACAACCAAAGGAAACCUUAAAGUGCAUUUCCAGCGGCACAAAGACAAGUAUCCAAAUAUUGGCAUGAACCCUCAUCCUGUGCCAGAGCACCUUGACAAUAUUCCCACCAGCAGCGGAAUCCCGUUUGGCAUGUCUAUACCCAUGGAUGAGUCAAACAUGACUGAAACUAAGCCUAUAAUAGGCCAUCCUGCUGCUGGGUUCCACCCAUCUCCUAUACCAGCAUUCAAGACGACCUUUGACAGCUUUGGAGGGGACCCAUUUUCACAGAGGCCCUCCCCAUCAACAAGUGAUGGCUCUCCGUCUGUUUCCUCUGACGUAUUUAGCCAAGAGACAGGAUUGGAUCAGAAUCAAAAGGAUGCUAAAGAACUGUUUGGAGCACUGCACCAUAUGAAUGGUAAUGGUAUUCCAGGAGAACAAAGCUCUGGAACAGCAAAACUUCAGCAAAUGGUGGAUGGUCUGGAAAAGCGCACCAAUGACCCUAAUGAGUGUGUAAUAUGCCAUAGGGUGCUCAGCUGCCAGAGCUCACUCAAGAUGCAUUACCGCACACACACCGGCGAGAGGCCUUACAAGUGCAAAAUCUGUGGCCGAGCAUUCUCCACCAAGGGUAACCUCAAGGCCCAUUAUGGAGUGCACAGGGCUAACACCCCUCUUAAGAUGCAGCACUCGUGUCCCAUCUGCCAGAAGAAGUUCACCAAUGCUGUGGUUCUGCAGCAGCACAUUCGAAUGCACAUGGGUGGGCAGAUUCCCAACACCCCGAUGCCAGAAAACCAGUUUGAAGCAGCAGAGCCAAUAGAGCAAACUCCAACAGAGGAGAAUCCCACGGACACUAAUGGUUUUGAAGCAAGCAUGGAGGAGUGUGAGCCAGAGCUGAACUCCCAGAAGCCAAACGACAGCUUUGACUCCCUCCCAUCUGCCCCCGAGGAACAACCACAGAAGCAUGUGGCCCCCGUUCCGUUUUCCAGCCUGGAUGUUUUGAAGAAUCUCACCUCUGCUCUUGCACUGAAACGACAGAGUAGCACUGCUUCAGAGAGCGAGGGCACGUCCAAAGAAUCCCCAUCAGCUCCCCGAGAGCAGGAAUAUCAGAAUGGCCGCAGUCCUGCUAUUUCUGACUCGGCCAUGUCUUUUCAUUCAUUCUCCCCAUUAAACAGCAACAUGAAUAGUAGCAAGUCUCCAGAGUCCCCUGCUAAUGAGUUUACCUUCAAUGGGCCAAAUCCAGAUUCUGAUGUUGGCACUCAGGAGGGCACUGAGUCAAGUGGGGCCCUCGACCUCACAGCGUCCAGCAACUUUACCCCCAAAGCCAUUAAAGAAGAACCUGGCAUGCCAUUCACAAAUGGAGACUAUGUUCAUAGUAACAUGUCUUUCAUGAGACUACCAUCAAGUCUGGCCAGUUUAGAGAUGAAGAUUCCUUCAGAAAAUCCUUUGGGCCCUCAUGGUUUGUUCAGCUCCCACAUGCCUCAGGGAACAUCCAUGCCCUCGUCCAUCUCCAGCGCACCUCGGCGAUCGACCAAGCAGCACAUGUGUCACGCCUGUGGCAAGAACUUCUCAUCGGCCAGCGCCUUGCAGAUCCAUGAGCGCACUCACACAGGGGAGAAGCCUUUUGCCUGCAACAUCUGUGGCAGGGCUUUCACCACUAAGGGAAAUCUAAAGGUGCAUAUUGGCACUCACAUGUGGAACAACUCAUCACGCCGCGGUCAGCGCCUGUCUCUGGAUAAUCCCAUGGCAUUGAUGGCGAUGAGCGCAGAGGCCAAGAUGUUGCCCGAAAUGAUUCAGGCUCCCAAAGAACUGGGUGCUCCCCCGAUGAACUUUGACCCAUCUCUGUGGAACCAGUAUGCUGCUGCCUUCACUGGUGGCCUGACCAUGAAGACCAAUGAAAUUUCUGUCAUCCAGGGUGGUGGUAUCCCACACCCAGGGAGCCCUGCUGGUGGGCCGCUAAUCGGAUCCACUGGAGGCCUCAUGAAGAUGGAUGGGUCGCACUCUGGCUUGCCGGCCUCGGUGGCCGAAAACAGCUCUGACAGCGUGCCAAAAUCACAGUUCCCACAUUUCAUGGAGGAGGGUAAAAUCGCUGUCAAUUAGGCUUUUCUAGCCACCUGCCAGUUUAUUACCUGAACUCAGUUUUUGAAUGUCUCCCCUUUUUCUCAAUGAGGUACAAUCAAUAUUCAGAGAAAAGCUUGUAAAAUUCUGCUUAGAUUUUCCAGUAAGUUCAUUGCAACUCUUUCUUCUGAUGUGGACGAUUCAAGUGUUACUCUUAGUUGAACUUGGUAUAACUACUGUAGUUGUAUUUUAUUUCAUACAAAUAUAUAUGCGGGUAUUUUUUUUUUUUUCCAUUUGCUGUCUAUCCAGAAGUUUGAAUGUAUAACUUACUUGAAACUGCUUUAAUUCAGACUGUCUUCUUGAUACUGAAGGAUUUUUGACUUUAAUAGGAAAAGUUUCAGGGCAUUACACAAUGUCUGUGUUCAGAAAUGAUGUUGUAGUUAACCGUAUGUGUCUAAUGACUACUUUCCCUCCUAUUGUGUGCCAUAGGUUUUAUGACAUUGUGCAUUUUUUGUAGUGGUAAAUGUCGUCAUGUCUCAUUUUGAAGGGGCUUUGGAUUAGAGUUACAUAUUAUUACUGUGUCUUGUCUAUUAAAGCAAGUCACAACAGUUCAGUCAUCAAUUUUGGACAAUGCAGAUGGUAAAAUAAGUGUUCAUCUUUAUUGCGUAGGUGUGAAGAUACAUUAGUUAAUGACUAACUUUUUGCCAAGUACCUUAUCUGAGCUGUUCUUGUUGCUGUUGUCUUUCACUGCACCGUUAGGGUAUGAAGGCUCUGUUGGACUGAUUAAUUAGUGUAGUACAGUGUAGCAUGGCAUGUAUUUCACAUUUUCAAUGUUCGACCUUACAUAUUCCACUUUUAUAUCUGCAGAGUCAGAUUGAGUUGGCUGAGCUCUAAAGGCUGUCAUAUGCUCAAUGUUGUCAUGCCUGCACUUUAUUCAGGUUUUAGUUAGAUUUCCUUUUUAUAGUUGCGUUUCAGUUUCACUGCUUUAUUGUGAUGCCUAAACGGGAGGGGGGAAAAGGCAAAUCAACAAUUUUGUCAACUUUUCCUUCCUGUCGGGUUUAGUUUGAAACAACCAUUUAGAUAACCUGUCAGACCUGUCAACUUGUAGCAUCGUUAAUUUAUUUAUGAUACACAAAAUGCUUUGAGUUUAGGGGGUAAGUUCUACCUCGUUUAGAUUUUAGUUGUCCUCCAUGCCCCCUGCUCUCAAUGCAAUGCUCUGUAUAUUUUCGGAUACAUUCAUGAGCAUACAAUAAGAUUUUUCAUUCUCAGCCUGCUGAGUUGAACAGUAAUGAAUGUAUCACUGGACACUUUACACAACCCAGAAUGGUCAGUACUCUGUAGGCCCCUGCUGUACAUUCCUUUAUUGAUAUGCAUUUGCCAAAUUGUGCCUUUCUUUAGCAAACAUGUCAGAACUGCUUUCAGGUUGUCUCUACAAUUCAAGUAAUGUUGAGCCAAUUUGGCAUGUUUACAAUGUAAAUGUUUUUGUUUUUCCAAUGUUUCCUUCACCUUAAAUGUUUUCUGAUUUUGAAAAAUAAAAUCAGGGUGACCUUUUUCAA
Messenger RNA from Scophthalmus maximus (turbot), 4970 nucleotides. It is a transcript of the gene sall4, whose product is annotated as spalt-like transcription factor 4. Gene Ontology annotation, biological process: regulation of transcription by RNA polymerase II. The coding region runs from base 193 to 3456 and encodes 1087 amino acids. Lineage: Eukaryota; Metazoa; Chordata; Actinopteri; Pleuronectiformes; Scophthalmidae. The transcript has 4 exons. Gene Ontology annotation, molecular function: DNA-binding transcription factor activity, RNA polymerase II-specific; RNA polymerase II cis-regulatory region sequence-specific DNA binding. The record is from RefSeq and is a predicted model, not a curated record. Gene Ontology annotation, cellular component: nucleus.